AUGACCAGAGAAUUUAGUCCUAUACUUGUUGCCUCAGAUGCAUCAAACGAAAGUGAAGAAGGAAAGAAUUCAGCUACAGUUUCGAACACGUCUACCCAAACUUCAUCAGUGCAGAAAGCAAUCAAUACAAUAGAUGAAGAUCAUCUGCCCAUCCAUGACAUGCUCGAGCUCCAGCUUGCAUCCUUCCCACUCUACAAAACUCACCAAGACGAACAUAAACUUUUUAGUGCAGAAAAUCCCGAGGUCAAUAAUAUCAAGGAAAGAUUAUUUCCUCACUUGACUGGGCUAACGCUUUUUGGUAAAGACAAAAUUGAAUAUAGAUCGCCCACAUUGUACUUUAUCAGUGAUGAGUAUUUGACCAAUCCGCCAAAUGAAAUACAAGGCGCACCCUCCACCAUUGAAUCCAAUGGAUCCACCCCUGAGUCUACGUCCUCGCGUCCACAAUCGAAUUUUUCUAUUACGUAUCUUCACUUGGGAGACCAACUCUCUGGUCACAGGGGGAUAAUCCAUGGUGGAUUAUUAGCUACACUUCUUGAUGAGAUCACGUGCCGUUUGGCAUUCUUAAGCUUCCCCAGUAGAAGAGGAGUUACGGCCAACUUGAACAUCAAUUACAAGAAACCCACAUUGGUUAAUAAUUGGAUAUGUAUCAAAUGUCAAGUUGUCAAAAAGCAAGGGAGAAAGUGUUGGGUCAAAGGUGAGGUAUUUGGUGUUGAUGAGAAAACAAAAGAGUUGAAUGAAGAGGAUAUAAGGUGCUGGUGUGAGAUUUUGAUUGUUGAACCAAGAUGGGUAGAGGAGUUGAAAAACGGAGAGGGAAACUAA
Lodderomyces elongisporus is the source of this 819-nucleotide messenger RNA. RefSeq lists its product as uncharacterized. The transcript has a single exon. The record is from RefSeq and is a predicted model, not a curated record. Bases 1 to 819 code for a protein of 272 amino acids. NCBI's taxonomy places the organism in Eukaryota, Fungi, Ascomycota, Pichiomycetes, Serinales, Debaryomycetaceae.